Molecule: messenger RNA, 711 nt
Organism: Heterobilharzia americana
Lineage: Eukaryota; Metazoa; Platyhelminthes; Trematoda; Strigeidida; Schistosomatidae
Source: the annotation of a GenBank genome assembly
AUGAAAAAGAUACAAGCUUCUGUUAUUGUAUCUACUGCUCAGCAACCUUUAGGAAAGGUGACUGCUCAUCAGUCAGAUUUAGCUAACACAGACUCGAAGAUACCCGAUCAUUCCUUUGAUGAAUCUGGUCGUUCUGGUAGUCAAAAGGUGUGUUUUUAUGAAUUUUCAAGUGCACCUACAAGUAAUAACCCUCCGGUUAGUACUAACACACACUUUCUAGCUAAACGAACUAGUCGAAUCCAUCUAGAACUGGAAAUUUCAUCUGGAAUUUCAGAGUCUAAGCUUUGCUUGUCGAGCUCAAUUCCUAGUGGUGAAGACAAAAUGGGAUCGGGUAACACGAAUACUAAUCCUAUGGUUCCUAAUGGACAGGGCUUAAUGAAUAAAGAUGUCAGUCUGAUCAGUAAACAUGGACUCUGUGACGAUCCUCCAAUAACUUACACCUCUGCGAAAGGCUCUGGUGAUGACUUAUCUGUCAGACGUUUGGAUCGCAUUAAAAAUAGAUUAUACAAUUCUGAUAUUAUAAAUAGAGCCUAUACAUCUGUAACUGAAGAGGAUCUGACCAGGACUGCAUCGUCCAAGGCUCCUCAGUUUCCCAGUGAUUUUGCAAGUGAAGCCGAAUAUUGUCAGAAUUCCAGGACUUCUCUACUAUCUGAUCGUCUUGAGGCUCGAAUACGUAAGUUUGAACGCCAUUCGUUCAACACUAGUUGGUAG